Messenger RNA from Ananas comosus (pineapple), 3192 nucleotides. RefSeq lists its product as uncharacterized. Gene Ontology annotation, molecular function: zinc ion binding. Gene Ontology annotation, cellular component: nucleus. The record is from RefSeq and is a predicted model, not a curated record. NCBI's taxonomy places the organism in Eukaryota, Viridiplantae, Streptophyta, Magnoliopsida, Poales, Bromeliaceae. The transcript is spliced from 6 exons. The coding region runs from base 140 to 2077 and encodes 645 amino acids.
CGAACACCUCUCGUUCCCCCUCUCCCCUCUCCCCUGCCUAGAAACCUCACCUCCUCUCUCUCUCUCUCUCUCUCUCUCUCUCUCUCUCUCUCUCUCUCUCCACGAUAAAUACCCUACGAAAUCGAUCACCAAACCAGCAAUGGCGUCGGGGGACUCCGAGAAGCGGCUCCAAAAGGUUAUGGACAAGCUCUACCACUUCCCCAAGCCGAAGCCCUCCCCCUCCAGCUCUGUGGAGAGAGGGAAGAAGGUGGAAUGGGGGCCGAGGUUUGGAUUUGAGAGGGGUUUGAGGGUUCCAUCUGCGGCAACGGCGAUCGCGAUGCUCGGGCCCGCACCGCCGUGCCGGCCGUGGGAUCGGGGGGAUCUCCUGAGGCGGCUCGCCACGUUCAAGGCCAUGACCUGGUUCGGAAAACCUAAGGUUGUCAGUCCAAUCAAUUGUGCACGUAGAGGCUGGAUUAAUAUAGAGGUGGAUGUCAUAACUUGUGAGGCAUGUGGGGCACGACUCCUAUUCUCUACUCCAUCUUCUUGGUCGCUACAACAAGUUGAAAAGGCUGCUGCUGUAUUCAGCUUAAAGCUUGAUACUGGACAUAAGCUGCUUUGUCCAUGGAUUGAUAAUAUAUGUGAUGAAGCGCUAGCUAUGUUUCCUCCAUCACCUCCUCCAGUUCUAGUUGAGAGCUAUAAUGAACGCUCAUCAUCUCUCAUGCGACUCGUGGCCCUUCCCGUGGUUUCGUCCUCGGCCAUUGAAUAUAUGAAGAGGAGGAGCCCUCAACUAGAUCCAUUCUUAAAAGAGCCUUCUCAUUUAUCAGUUCUCCUAAGAGGCGGAAUCAAGAUUGCUGAUGGAUUCAGAAGCAAGGAUCUAGAUGGUGUUGUUGAAGAUGCAACUGCUGAGCUCUACUACCAGGCACUGAAGAUUACCAGUUUAUGUGGAUGGGAACCUCGCCUGCUUCCCUAUGCUGUUGACUCUUCUAUCAAAUCCGGUCCCUCUACAAAUGCUACUUCCAUAUCUGAACCAUCAGAAAAGCUACUUCAUGAACAGAACAAAGGCAUCACGGUAUAUGCAUCACAUCGACACGGUGAAGUUGAGGGAGAGGAAUGCGACAAUCCCAUGCAACUUGAUUACCAAUACGAUCCUUCUUCUGUUGUAUUAGAUUGCAAGUUUUGUGGAGCACGCGUGGCUCUCUGGGCUUUUUCAAUGGUAGAUCGCCCUUUGCUGCUUUUCAACUUUAUUGCCGAUUCUAGUAGCCAAGGUGAGGCAGAUGCUCGUGUAGACCAAGUUAGCGGAAUAGGAGCUCUGAGACCAGGUAGCUCAGGCUUAAGUUUGACCAUCGCUGGUGGGCCUUCACCGACAAAACAAAAAUUUCGACCGAGGGUUUCUUUUCCUGUAGUUAGCCGGCAUCUAAGGGCCGAAUUGAGCUCUAGCAGGAGUAUCUUAUCUCUUGAAAGUAGAAAUUUGAAGAGUGAUGAUAUCUUGAAUCAUCAAAAGAGUGUUGAGGGCGAUCCUGGUAUAUUAGAUGGUUCAGGUUCACCGAAGCUCAAAAGAAGCAGAGAUGAGUUUCAAUAUGGGAGCACUAAUGUCAAUGCAAGUUCCAGUACAAUCGGUGAGUUAAAUGGUGAAAAGACUGGAGCUCUUGUUACCACCAAUGUGGAAGGAAGCAUGAGCUCCAAUCCAAAUACUGUUUUAACUGAUAAGAAUGCUGAGGAAAAUCAGUCCGAACCCGUCACAAGAUUAGAAUUUCUGCACGAGGAAAGUGAAAAUCAUGCUUCAAGAUUAGAAAAUCUUUGUCAUGGUAAAUCUGAAAGUAGUCAUGAUGGGUCUAUAAACACUACCUCCUCUUCUGUUAUUAAUCCAGCGAGCACAGAUAACAAAAAUCAUGAAGAAGGUGAGAAGAAUUUUAAUAUCCAAAACCCGGUGGAUGAAAUCGGAAGUAAUCAGAAGACUACUGAGUUCACGAAGAUGGUGGCAUUAUCCAGCGACAAGGAAUCAGAUACAAACCAAGCAUCUGGUAAUAAUAUGUGGAAAAAGUGCAAAUCACCUCCUUGUACUUGGAGCUUUGUUUCAAGUAUCUUUCUUGAACUCUAAUUUGGGCAACCAAACUCAAAAGUCCACAAGGGGCACUGCCCAAAUCAAAAUUCCAGCAGCAGACAUUUAAAGUUCGAUGGGAGCUUUUGCUGAAAUAAAUAAUUUAAGGACAUUCUUGCAUCCAAGCUCAAACAUGGGGGGUGAAUUUUCAUUUUAACUUCAUAAUUACACUAGCCAGCCAAGAGAUAUUCGUACAAAUGUUGCUGGCUUCAGUUUAACGUUGGUUUAUGAAAGAAAUGAGCUACUCUCAUCCAUUCCAUUGUUAGGUUAUUUUCUAUCCAGAAGACAUACAAAUCUUGAGAAUUUCUUCAAAUAAAUCUUUUCCCUUAAUUUCUCCAUUGGGCUUCUUCUAAAUCUUUUUUACUUUCCCGGUAUUCUUUUGUCAGGUCUGCUAAUUUAAGGUUCAACCAAAUUCAUGAGUUGAGUUAUUGUUAUGAUAUGACAUGUCAUAAGAUUGUUUGUGAACAAGCUGAACCUUGUGCAUACCUACUCCAAAAUUCAAAGGAACAAUGCUAAGAAUAUCUGGACAACUUUGUGCAUCAAAUAUUUUCUAUACAAUUACUGCUAGCAUCAACUGAUGAUACUUGUAUUAUUUUGUCAUGAAAUACAAUGCAGAAAAAUCUGUGCUUACUAUAGGUUGUUUCAAGUAGGCAAAAUGAGUGAUCUCUCAGUAAUGUGCUCUGCGAUGCCUCUGUAGUCAAUCUCAUUAAUAUGCUUGUAAUUAGGGAAUGAAUUUUUUUUUUAAAAAAAAAUUCAUCGUACUCUUGUUAGUAGAGCAUCGAGGUGACAAAACUAUUAAGAGUAUUAAUAGUUUUGAUAUGUCAGCCAUUGUAAGUUCUAAGCUUUUUUGUCCACAGUGGCAAAUAACAUUUUAGCAAAGAAUGGAGCUUCCUCUCCAACUAGUUGGUAACUUGGUAUACAAGCUAUUUGAUGUAUCUGAACUGUAUCGGUAGCUCUACUUUGAUAUCUAUAGUUAAAAGAAGCAUCCCGUUAAAAGCAGCAUCUCGCACAUUAGAGAUGGUACAUUGCUAUUCUGCUUAUGUACUGUUUUCUAUAUAUUAUUUUUAUCUCUUUAUUCUCCUUAUGAACUUGUUCAUCAGUUCACGUCUACCAUG